AUGGAGGCUAGCUGUACAAAAGUUUACUUAGCGCAUGGCAAAGAUUUAAACUCAUCAAAUUCCUAUUGUAAGCAAAGACUAGAUUUAAUUGGUGCUUCAAGAAAGCUGUCCAAGAUUACUGGUUGUCUAGAGAUCAUAGAAGGAGAAGAUGAUGGACAAUCUAAAAUAUGUCAGGACAGCGCAAGCUAUGGCCGUCCCUCUUCAAGUGCAGGUGACAGACCAUGGUCACGAGGCAGCAUCGGCUGUUUUCCACCAAGAACAGAUUCUUCAAUGAGCAGACGAAUGAAUACCCCCACUAAACAGAUCUCUCUGCAAGCAGUUCGUCGUAAAGAAGAGAGCACUGAACCAUUUGUUGAUCAAGUGGAGUGGCAGCAGCUUACUCUUGAAAACAACAGACAAAUCUGGAAGCCAGAAACAAACACAGGAUAUCCAGAGCCAGCUAAAAAACUUGUGCAAGCAGAUGGCUUCAGGCUGGAAGCUGUUGCUGAAACUUCCUGGCAACUCAAUGAACAAUUACUGUCACAACCAAACAAAGUGAUGAGUAAAGUCACGUCACAAACAGAAACCAUUGUUGAAGCUGCUGAAGGGCGUGGAGUAAGCAAUAGAGAGAAGAACCGAGAAGAGAAAAACACUGAUGAUAGCGAUGAAGGUGAAGGUGAUGAUGAUGAUGAUUCUGACAGCUCUGAAGAAGAGGAAGAAAAACUGAGGGCUCCUAAUGAGCUUCUAAUGGAGUUUGUGGACUGUCUCAUGAGGAAAGAUUUCCAGACUGCCAGCAAGUUGUGUAAAAUGAUUUUGCUCUAUGAACCGGAAAACCCAGAAGCUCUCAAGUUCCAGCCAUUGAUUGAAGAAAAACUAGAACUGG
This is a messenger RNA of Candidula unifasciata, 862 nucleotides long. The record is from the annotation of a GenBank genome assembly. Lineage: Eukaryota; Metazoa; Mollusca; Gastropoda; Stylommatophora; Geomitridae.